GGCAAAUCGUGAGAGGCGGUGGCGCCAAGGUUCUCGAUGUUGGCGUAGAAGUUGCCGACGCAGCCGGCCAUGAGCUCCUUGCUGAGGAGCUUGAGGGCCGUGGUGAGGGGUAGCGCGAGGAGGGAGAAGAGGUAGUCGAUGGCUUCCUUGCUCGCCUCCGCGAACAGCACCUGCUAGGAGACGCGCAUGUGCAGCUAAGGGUGCAAACGGGAUCCCACGAAAGUGCUGCUUCUAGUUCAAUUCUCACUUAUUCAAAUUCUGAACAAAAUUUUGAAUAAAAGAUUUGUGAAAUGGACUAGAAGCGGGACUUUCGCGGGGAUCCCGUUUGCAUUCCUAUGUGCAGCGUGUGAACCGAACCCCACUUUCCCGAUCAAGCCGGCAAGAUCAACACCACAGCUGAUGGACAAGGUUCAAAAUCGUCUUUAUUCCAACGCUAUCUCUGCUAUUUAUUCCAAAGCUAUCUCGAGUCCAAAACACGACUUCCCCGGCAAACAGUGGCUUCCCGGAACUCCUCCGAGCACGGAGCCACGGAGCACCCGGCGUCACGUUCCCCGGAAGGCUCGCCCGAACCAGCAGUUCGACCAUCCACCGUCGCCAUCCGCGCGCCCGAACCACGAGACGAUGGCGUUCCAAGAAGAGGACCAACACCGGCGGCACGCGCCCCUAUCCGACCUGUCGCGCCCAGGCCUGCCAAACCCGCAGCGAUCGCCGUAGAAAAAUAAAAGAACAAACACCGGAAAUAUUCGAGCUUUUGCUUUUGACCCGGCCUCUGCAAAUAUGAAAGAUCCUAUUCUCAAAAAAACAAAAAGAAAAAAAAAAGAUGAAAGAUCCUAACUAACCCGCACGGAUUAACCGCAUCACCGCCACGGAACCACCCUCCCGCGCGCCACGCAGCCUCCUCAGCUCACCUAUAGUCUCUCGAUCGAUCUCCCCUUCCCUGCUUCCUCUCAAACUAACUAAUUAACUAACCAGGGCGGCAGCCGCGCGCGCUGAGAGCUCGCAAGCCCUGAUCGAUCGGACAAGCCAGGCAACCAACGACAUGGAACGCAGGCAUCACCACCACGGGCCGGCGCAGGUGCCGCGGCGGAAGGUGGCGCCGGCGGCGAGCCAGGAGUGGCUGGUGGUGCCGGCGGCGGCGGGCGCGGAGGAGCGGUCCGGGGAGUUCGGGCGGCACCGGAUCAUGGAGAUGACGGGGCUGCCGGCGCGGGACCUCCGCGUGCUGGACCCGCUCCUCGCCUACCCGUCCACCAUCCUCGGCCGCGACCGCGCCCUCGUCGUCAACCUCGAGCACGUCAAGGCCAUCGUCACCGCCGCCGAGGUGCUCGUCCGCGACCCAAACAACCCGCGCCUCCAGCCCUUCCUCCUCGACCUCCGCGCCCGCCUCGCGCUCCCGGAUGCAUCUAGCACGAUUCUGGAAACCGGCGGCGGCGACGAGAGAGAGCAGGGUGAGAGGAGCGGCCCAAUGCCUGCGCUCGGCAGGUCCGUCAGCGCCAAGACCCAGCCUUUUGAGUUCAAGGUGCUCGAGGUCUGCCUCGAACACACAUGCAAAUGCAUGGAAUCUGAGACGUCGGCUCUAGAGAAGGAGGCGUAUCCGGCCUUGGAUGAGCUGACCUCCAAGGUUAGCACGCGGAACCUGGAACACGUCAGGCAGAUCAAGAGCCGCCUAGUCGAGCUAUCAGGGCGCGUGCAGAAGGUGAGAGAUGAUAUCGAGCACUUGCUAGACGACGACACGGAUAUGUCCGAGAUGUACCUGACGAGGAAGCUUGCAUCUCAAGGAUUCAAUGAGUCGUUGGGCAGAGUUGAAUCGAAUAAGCACUUAUCAGCUGAUCAUGAUGAGGAGAAGUGUACUUCAAGGGAGGAAGAAGAGCUUGACGAUGACACGGAGAGCGCCCACGAGAGUUCUGCUAAUGUUAAGCCAAAUAUCCAAGAGUUGGAAAUGCUUCUUGAGGCUUACUUCGUGCAGGUUGAUGGCACGCUGAACAAGUUAUGCCAUAGUACCAAUAUCCCCAGGACCAACCAAUAUGCAUGUAACAGGAUUUGGUCAUUUCAAAGAACACUCAAGCCGCCUUCAGUAGCUCAUGUCAGCCACCAAGUAGCACGAAAUAUUCCUUCUGCAUCUAAUAUAGCUGCAGUUGAUGUUCUGUCUCUCCUUAGGAUUACAAAGGUGCUCCUCAUAACGUACAGAUACCCGGGGUCUGCGGGAGGUGUCUCUGACAGUGUCAGAGAUUCCAACUCAGAGAAGAAUCUUGAGUCCUGGCUGAUGCGAAGUUGAUCUAGCAGUUUGAAUUUCCUGCUAAUUAAACACUUAGUUUGUCUUUUGUGCAACUGAUGGAAUGAGUUUUCUUUUGUGGUUCCAUGUGAUGAGGUUGUCAAUAUAGGGAACAGAUACAGGCAUGCAGUAUACGUAUCACUUAUGUUAAAUUAGUUUUUUAACCCAUCGGUGCAAUUCCUGAAUACAAAAGCUGUGUGCUUGUUGUUUGAUUGUAUAAUGUAUCUCAAGCUUCUUAUGUUUGCAA
Brachypodium distachyon (stiff brome) is the source of this 2516-nucleotide messenger RNA. Its product is annotated as magnesium transporter MRS2-E. NCBI's taxonomy places the organism in Eukaryota, Viridiplantae, Streptophyta, Magnoliopsida, Poales, Poaceae. Bases 1040 to 2272 code for a protein of 410 amino acids. The record is from RefSeq and is a predicted model, not a curated record. Gene Ontology annotation, molecular function: magnesium ion transmembrane transporter activity. Gene Ontology annotation, biological process: magnesium ion transport. The transcript is spliced from 7 exons.